UGCCGGGAGCAGCUGGAGCACAUGGUGGCAUAUGUCACCAGCGAGACGUCCCCGUCCGACAUCAGGCUGUUCUUGGACGUGUGGUGGGAGGUGAUGAAGCACAAGGAAGGGCAGGAGGACGUGACAGUCUCUGCGUUCGGUGCUCUCAUGUGCCAGCACGGGGGUGAGUCCUCUCUGGACGAUGGUCUGCAGCCCCCAAAGAGGUUCAAGGGUGACCCUGUGAACAUCCCCCCAGCUGCCCCCAGGCUGUUCAUGGUCCUGGUGGAGGGGUUGAAGCAGAUCCACGGGAACAUCACCCAGCCCCGCAUGCAGUGCUACGCCCUGGCCAACCUGGCCGAGCUGCUCUCCGUGUUCACUGAGCUGGAGCCAGCGGGCAGCUCCCUCCCCACCACAGAGUACCUGCACAAGGUCAGUGCCACGGUCAGCCUCUGGACCAGCGACCCUGACAGCCAGUUCCACCACAGCGAGCUGGGAGAGAAGGUGAGGGAAGCAGAGAGAACCAUGAGCCUCCUGUCUGUGACCAAACUCUCCCGUGAUGAGCUCUUUGUUGGCUUGGAGUUCCUCUGCAGCUUGUUGCGUGCCUGGGGAGAGGAGCUGCAGGAUGCUCUGAGCAGCUCCGAGCAGCUCUGCUAUGAGAGCUACCGGCUCCUGGACACUCUGACCACCCUUGGGAAGAACCUGGUUUGCUUCUCGGAGACCAGAGACGUGGGUGAGGAUGAGACACGUGUAGUGUUAGAGCUGACACAGGUCACCAAGGACUUUCUCAAGGAGAGCAGUGCCAGCCCGAAGAGCAAGGAUUUGGCCACCACCAGCCUUGUGUCUUCAGUUGCCAUGGCAAUCAUUGCUCAAAAGCUGGACCGGCAUGCAGACAUGUGCUCUGUUUUUGCAUCUGAAAAGACCUGGGCCUUUUCAAAGGCCUGGGUUGACUGCCUUGUGCAAAAUAAAGCUCUCUUCCAGAAACCAGAGCUAGUUUUGAAAUUGCUGGAGACACUGGUGAGCUUUGCUACAUCCUGUCAAGACAAGGAGGCCCGAGAGCUGCAGGUGCAAGUGACCAAAGCCAUCAUGGACUGUUACACUGAGCUUUCAUUAACUGACAAAAACAAGGUGAUCUCGGGUGUCCUGACGUCCUGGGGUGGACCAGGUCUGUCCCUGAACUUGCAGGUUGUCAGGGAAGGGUUCCAAGAGGAUCUGAAUGUGACUUUCAACCAGAUCACAAAGAGUGUGUCCGAUGAAGGCCUGACCAGGGCUGUGGCUUCUGUGGCCAGGCUCAUGCUGCUGUACCCCGAGGCUACGGUGAAGCAGGUUUGUCAUCUUGCUGUGGUCAACCUAGGAGCACACCAGUUCCUCACACAAAUCCUCUGCUCCUUCCCAGCACUGAGGUUCCUGGAGACCCAAAAGGAUCCAGGCAGGCCACACAACCUGGUGGUGAGGUGUCUGGAGGAGGCAGUAUGGGGGAAGCUUUCCACUGUGAGGGAAGAGGAGCAGUUCCUUCAGUUCCUGACCUUUCUCAUGCAGCCAGGCUCUGCCACCCCACUUGUGUCACCUGCAGAGGUGACCAAAGCUUUUGUCCUUCCCUAUUUGAAGUCAGACUCUCCUCAGAUUGAGCUGAGCCUACAGGUCCUCAGUAAGGCUUUGGGAAUACAGCCCUGUUCAGAAGAGCACUGGAUCAAAUCCUGUCACCCAUUCCCACUUCUACUGAGCCUCUGCAAGCUACUAGAUGGUUACACCAGGUACUGGCAUCAGCCUACGGAGCAGCUCUUCCCUUCACUGGAGACCAAAGACCUGAUUCUGAAUAUCCUCUGCCAGCUCUGCGAGGUGGUGGGACCAGAAUCUGCCCCCUCCCCGGAGCUGUGGGUCCAGUCCCUGGCCUGGCUCCACAGGAAGGUGGCAUCCCUGGACUGGACCGUCGGGCUCAGACUGAAGAAGCUUUAUGGAGACCACUUCAAGAACGAGGUCCCGGCGACACUGUUCGAGAUCUGCACCCUCCCUGAGGGCGAGUGGACAUCCCAGUCUUUGCCAGCCUACGGACCGGGCAGCGGGCUCCUGGCGUGGAUGGAGUGCUGCUGCGUGUCCCCAGCGCUCAGGGACACGAUGCUGGCACUCCUCACCGUCAACGUGGACAACCCUGAAGAAGUGAACCUCUUCAGCAAAGGGUUCCUGGUGGCCCUCAUUCAGGUGCUCCCCUGGUGCAGCCACAGCGAGUGGAAGAGGCUCAUACACGUGGUGGAAAACCUGCUGCAGAGGCAGGUCCUGCACGUGCCCUACACGCUGGAGUACGUGCAGUACAUGCCCCUCCUCAACCUCCGCCCGUUUGCCUGCUACCUCCAGCUCUCCGUGCUCUUCCUGAGGGGCUUCCAGCUCCUCUGCAGCUCCAGCUGCUCCACCUGGCUGCCCCCAGAGGCCUGGCUCCACGUGGUGCAGCUGUACUGCGGCAGCCUGACGGACCUGCUGACCUCCGUCAAGGGCACGGCGGGACCCCCCUCGCAGCCCGCCGGGGACGGGACCUCCCCGCAGGAGGUGUCCUUCGUCUGCAUCCAGAUGUUCUGCCACCUGCUGCACGUGGCUGCCAUGCUGCCGGGCCAGGGCUGCGGGGAGCCCCUGGUGGUGGUGGCCCUGGAGAUCCUGUCGCAGUACGAGGCGUUCAGCAACGCCGACACGUCCCCCAGCAACACCCUGCGGAGGGCUAAUGAGAGGCACUUCCUGGAGGCCAUCACGGACAACGUGGGGGACAGGGAGCUGCGCAGCACCCUCCUGCAGAAGCUCAGCAAGCUGGGGGCACACCUGGCCGGGGAGCCGGAUUGAGGAGCUGGAGAGGGUGACAGAGGAGAGCACUGACAAGGGACCCCUUACCUGGACGGUAACAACAGCCGUGACUGGGACGAGAUACAACACCCAGAAGAUCCAGAUCUUCCAGAGCUUGGCCGCUGGUUUCAGACAGAAUGAAAGGCACAGCGUGGUCACCGGUCUCCCAGGUGUGGGCC
This is a messenger RNA of Manacus vitellinus (golden-collared manakin), 2981 nucleotides long. RefSeq names its product gem nuclear organelle associated protein 4 (gene GEMIN4). Gene Ontology annotation, cellular component: SMN complex. The record is from RefSeq and is a predicted model, not a curated record. Lineage: Eukaryota; Metazoa; Chordata; Aves; Passeriformes; Pipridae. Gene Ontology annotation, biological process: spliceosomal snRNP assembly; rRNA processing. The transcript has 2 exons. The annotation marks the transcript as partial.